Molecule: messenger RNA, 5354 nt
Organism: Pseudopipra pipra
Lineage: Eukaryota; Metazoa; Chordata; Aves; Passeriformes; Pipridae
Gene: GCNT3
Product: glucosaminyl (N-acetyl) transferase 3, mucin type
Exons: 2
Coding region: 2047-3339 (430 amino acids)
Cellular component (GO): membrane
Molecular function (GO): acetylglucosaminyltransferase activity
Source: RefSeq, a predicted model, not a curated record
CAUCCACAGACAGACAAAUACUGUGGAGACACGCUAUGAGCAUGGAAAGAAUGAAAUAAUAAUCGGCAAAAACCUUAAGGAUUUUCUCUGACAUAAGUGCAGCUAAUAUUUCUCCUAGCUUUGCAUAAGGAAGCAAAAAUGUCAGUCUAUAGGAGAAUUUUAAAGGGCGGAAAACAGGAAGCAAAUGGGUCACCUGAACUAAGGAAAAAGUAGUGAAACACUCGCCCAGAGCCGCAUUUUCCCCUACAAAGUAACUUCACAUCUGACUUGCUGUGUAGCAGAACGUGUGGCAGAGGAGGCAGGGCAGACUGCUAUGAAAUACUCGGGUUUCUUUGCAGAACAGCAGCCAGGACAGGGACAGCACCCUGCAGGAACCUCGGGCAGAGCUGAGUACCCAACAGCAACAGUUCCAGGGAGCAAUCCCCUUUCCCUGCUGGCUCCUCGGGAGGCUUUCCUUACAAGGCAUUAGAUGAGCACAAAGGUAAGAAGUGCACUGUGUGAAUCCUCCAAGCACUGAAGGACUCAGUAGGCCCAGGACACACCUAUUCAGCAACUGGAUAAACUGCCUGGCCUAAGUAUUCUGACCCAGCUGUGGGACAUUCAAAGGCAACCAGACUGAGUGUAGGCCUGACCAUACUCAGAUGUUCCCCAGAAAGCAAACACUGCAUUACACAGAGGCCUCAGACACCAUUCACGUGUUAGGCCUCACUCUGUGCAUGCACCUACGUAUGAGGGCAGACUCUGCACUUGUGACCAAAUCAAACUGCACAGAACAUGGAUAAAUUAAUAACUGUUCUACCACAGAAGAGAAACACCUAAAAAUUCAGAAUAUUAUUUAGCUGAAAACAAGGCAAGAAACAAAACUAACAUGCUUCUAAGGGUAUUUUUUUGUUCAGAUAAGAACUUCUCUUAGAAACAUUUCCUGGGUCACAAAAUGUGGUGUUUGGGGUUGUGUCUAUUCAGAAAGUCCUUUGUCUCUUAAGAAAUAACCUCUUUGGUAGGUUAAUUAUCGUGGGUUCUUCAUUGUGAGAAAUGUACAAAAUUAAAUUCAUUCUUUUUGCUCCUUUACUCCUAGAGCCUCAACUCCCUCUAUCAUCUAUCUAAAAGAGUUUUGUUUGCUGUUUUGUUUUUAUUACCUGUAGCCAGAACAGAGAGAUUUCUCUGAACAAUUUUUCCUGCACUCUGUAGGCCUCGUUUGCCAUGAUUUCAGAAGUGAUAAGCUGUGUGAAAAUAUGCAAUGUUUAUACUUGUUAGCCGUGUGUUUAUAAUUAUAAGGUUUGAGAACAUAAUACGUUUAUAGUUAGAAAGCCUUGAGAAAAUUGAGAUAAUGAAACACCUGCAGAUCUCGGGACAAGAGGCUUUGCAUACCAAGUAUGAUCUUAGACCACGUGGACAAAGAACCAGGUCCAAUAAACUAAAAGCAUGAGACAUGUACACAGACUGAGCUAUCCAAUCACCUUGUGAGCAUGUACCUGGAACAAGCUAAACUGUAUAAAAGUUAACUGAUUUAAAUAAUAAAUUGGACAUUACUUUGAUCACACUGAUGGUUUGCUUUGUCUCUGUAUCUCCCCAUCAAUAAUUACCCAUGCUGUAUGAAGCAAUCCUUUCCCAGAAACAAUGACCCAAUGUUUUUAUUAUCCCCAGUAUCACUGUUUUCUUUGUGUUACACCCUUCAAGAAGAAGCGGGUUAUUUUCUUCCCCCAGGACACAGUCCAGUUUCCAGUGCUGGGUGCCACAGUCACAAACAGUACCAGUUUUAACAUUGGUUUUAAAGGCAAUUCUUUUAAACACCUUUACCAGCAUCAUCCCACUUAUUUGCUUGUCUCUUCAGCAACCUGCACAAGACACAGAAGAUAGAUAACCACCUCCAGUGCCGGUAAAACCAGAGCCACGCCACAGAGGGGGAGGAGACUCCCUUUUAUUCACCUGUUACUCACCUGCGGUCACGCCGAGAUCUCCCUGUCACUGCUGCAGCAGCUCCCAGGGAGCCGCCGGUCCCGGGGCUGCCCGUGCGGGUCGGCGGAGCCCCCCGAGGGCCCCGGGGCCAUGCGGCUGUGGGAGCGGGCGGUGCCGGGGGCCCGGCGGCGCUGGGCGCUGCUCCUGCCCCCGCUGGCCCUGCUGGCCGCAGCCCUGGCCCUGCGAGAGGCCGCCCGGCCCUGCCCCGCCGACCAGCCCCGCUGCCGGCAGCGCCUGUACCGCGCCCUGGAGCUGCCCCCCGGCCGCGGCAUCAACUGCUCGGGCAUCGUCCGCGGAGACCGCAGGGCCAUCGAGGAGGCGCAGCUCCGCAACCUGGAGGUGGCGAACAGGAGGGCUCCGCUGACGCCCGGCCACUACCUGAACAUGACGAGGGACUGCAGCGCCUUCAGGCAGACCCGGCGCUUCAUCGAGUUCCCGCUGAGCCAGGAGGAGGCGGAGUUCCCCAUCGCCUACUCCAUGGUCAUCCACAACAAAAUCGAGAUGUUCGAGCGGCUCCUGCGCUCCCUCUACGCCCCCCAGAACGUCUACUGCGUGCACGUGGACAGCAAGUCCCCGGCCGCCUUCCAGGAGGCCGUGCGGGCCAUCGCAGGCUGCUUCCCCAACGUCUUCGUGGCCAGCCGCCUGGAAAACGUGGUCUACGCCUCCUGGUCCCGGCUGCAGGCCGACCUCAACUGCAUGCGGGACCUGCUGCGGAGCCCCGUGCCCUGGCGGUACCUGCUCAACACCUGCGGCACCGACUUCCCCAUCAAGACCAACGCCGAGAUCGUGCGCGCCCUGAAGGUGCUGCAGGACCGGAACAGCAUGGAGUCGGAGAAGCCCUCGGCGGCCAAGCGGGCGCGCUGGCAGUUCCACCACGAGGUGGGGAAGGCCAUCUCCCGGACCAACAUAGAGAAGCUGCCGCCGCCCCUCAACUGCCCCAUGUUCACGGGCAACGCGUACAUCGUGGUGACACGGGGCUUCGUGCGGCACCUCUUCGAGAACCCCACGGCACAGAAGUUCCUCGAGUGGUCCAAGGACACCUACAGCCCUGACGAGCACGUGUGGGCCACCCUGACCCGCAUGCCGGGCGUGCCGGGGGCCGUGCCCCACAACGACAAGUUCCAGCUGUCGGACAUGAACGCCCUUCCCCGCCUGGUCAAGUGGGCGUACCUGGAGGGCGAUCCCAGCAAGGGCGCGCCGUACCCGCCCUGCACCGGCCGCCACCAGCGCUCCGUCUGCAUCUACGGGGCGGGCGACGUGCCCUGGAUGCUGCAGCAGCACCAUCUCUUGGCCAACAAGUUCGACCCCGAGGUGGACGAUGCCGCCAUCCUGUGCCUCGAGGAGCACCUGCGCCACAGGGCCCUCUACGGCCGCGGGCUCUGAGGGGACCCGCGGGACCCCCGCCAGCACUGCCGCCCUCCCGGGCCAGCACUGCCGCCCUCCCGGGCCAGCACUGCCACUCUCCUGGGCGAGCCCCGCCGAGGGCACCGCGGGGACACCGGGAGGGGAUCCCUCUGAUCCCCCCCAAUCCCUGCUGGGCACGGACCUCGGGGACAGCGAGAGGGGAUCCCCCUGCUCCCCCCGAGCCCUGCCGGGCGCGCACCUCGGCGGGCCCCGAGGGAAGCGCCGCGGUGACCGCGCAGGGCCGGCCGGGGCUCGGCGGAGGGAAGGGCGGGCGGGCUCGGCUCUGCCCUGCCCUGCUGUGCCCCCGCCCCGCGGCUCCCGCAGCCCCUCCUCGCACAGACCGGCUGCAGGAGCGCGCGGGGCGCUUUUCCUUCCCUUGCCGGGCUCUGUUCGCAGAAGUGACCCCAGAGCUGCUGCUCGUACCCGGGCAGGGCCGGGGCACGGGCCAGGCACCUGCACGUCCUGCCAGGAGCGGAGCUGAAAGGGGGGUUAAUUUGCUUUUCCACGAAGCACCUGCAGCUCCCGCCCGCCCCUGGCACCCGGGCUGCUGCUCGUGCCCCACUUCAAACCUUGACUCUGUCAAUAGCCAUUACAAACACCAGCCUUCAAUAAAAUCAAAUAGAUACUGAAACAGAUGGCGUUUCGGUAUUCUGUGUCCUGUGGUUCCCUGGAACGGUCGUGCUCCCGGGCAGAGCCAUUAAACCAGUUAACCCUUCAGCACCCCACUUCUCCGUGGGAGAGGGAUGCUCAUGUGCUCAAAGUGUGCAAACCUACAUUGUUCCAAUAGCUUCAUCUCUCUUUUCCCCUCCCCCCCAGGGUAUUUUUGUGGUAUUUUGGCAAUAUAAUUAUCAUAUCCAGUAGUAGAUGUGGCCAUUUACAUGACCAAACCAAUCAUCCAACACAGUUUUCUUAAGUUUCUAGAAGCCAAAAGAUUUGUGAACUGUAUUUCACCCACGUGUAUUUUUCUCACCUUCUUAUACUAAAGCUUUCCAUGAAUCCAACAGCUUCUCACUACCUAAGGGAAUAUGCUGAGGGAUUAAUUCCAUUGUCUUUAUACUACCAAAAAACUGGUAAUUUUUCUUUCAGUAAACAUACUCACCUUUAUAAAUUUAAGGUCUACGGUGGAGAAUUAUCGUUAUACAAAGAAUAUCUGAAGCAAUUCCAUAGCACCAGGCUACAUUUAGAUGAAGUUAGGACUUCAAUCACACAGAUCUUCAAAACAUUGAUUUAAAUAGGAGGAGAAGACAAAAUAACUAAACUUGAAAAGGUGUGUCAUUGCAAUUUUGUUAGACAUUUUAAAGUGAACUUGGUUGUAAAGUAGUGAUUUUUAAAAUACCAUGAUGAUUUCACAGCAAACAUUAUUGGCAAGAACUCAAAGUACUGAUAAGGAAAGUUCUCAAAUAUAAACACUUGAGGUAUCAUUGGGCAUUUAUUUAUUCAGAAAGAGCAAAUACAGUAAUAGGAUUGUUGGUCCCAGGGGGGAACUCUUUCCAAUUUGUGUAAGCAGACAUUUGCUACAGAGAUUACAGCUUUAUCCUAACCUGACAGUGACACAGAAAAUUCAAAAAUGGUUUCAGCAGCAAGUUCAACACUACAUCUCUCCAUGUCUAGUACAUUCUUUUAGAACAAACAGAACUUCUUUGCCUACUCAGGGUAAGAACUCAAGUCUCCCAGCAUAGCAGACUGCAUCUAAUCCCUGCUGCCUAAUCCGAUUUUGCUUGUUGGAGCUCUUUCACUUACUUUAAAUUAACACACAUUAGCUCAAAAUGGUAAACUACUGCCAGUGGGUUCCUUGGGGGACUGGGAUAUGUUCAAGUUUCUGGACUAAAUCAGGCAGAGCAGGGUCCCUGUGUUUCUAACUGUAGCAAAGUGUUGCCUUUUCCCCUUGGAAAAUGGAAAAAAGAGGUGCACAUUCAUGGAGACAAAAAAAAUCCCCAUACUUAGAGUUCUAAGGAAUUGCAUCAAAACCAGACCCAUCCAUGAAAUGGAUGUCU